AUGGCUCUUAAUCCUCCAUCCAAACGAAAGUCGCCCUCUUCGGGGCCUUCUGGGGCUCAGGAUUCUGCGGCCGCACGCAAACGCGCAAAAACGUACGAUGCUCGCGCUCUCGCGGUACAGUCCGCCGACGCCGCUCUCUCCGCGACCGGUGAACUCGACGUGGCCGCCUAUGUGGGAGCUCGCGAAUACGAGAUCCGGGCUUUGGAGUCCGGGAUGCAGCGGUCUAAAGCUGCUUUGAUGAGUCGUGCCUUUCAGAAGGUUCCACGAUCACUGCGGAGGAGAACGGCCAGUCACAAUGUGAAGAGAAUUCCCAAGCGACUGAGGGCACGAGCGAAGAGAGAGAUGAUAGAAGACAACACGCCCACAGUGACCGCCCGUCGACGAAAACCAACAGAGCUCCUUCGUCUCCGUCUAGAAACUGCUCGACGUCUCCAGGGUCUUAAUGCGAAGACCAAGGCCAAGCGUGCUGCCUCUAAAGCGAAACGAGAUAAGGAGCGAAAGUUGCUGUCAGAAGCCGGGGAUAGCCAUAGCUACGAGAUCGCGCCCCGGGUUCCCAAGAUUAAAAAGUACAAGCUCUCUCAGCCACCGCCGCCAGAUUCAAAGUUCAAGAAGCGUCAGCGCGGGAAGACGUGGUUGCCCACCCACAUGUUCCACGCGAAGCGAGCACACAUGACGCCGUCGAAUGAGCCGCUUUGGCGAUUCGCGGUCCCAUUAACACCGACUGAGAAGAGUUACCGACCUACUCAUCGUGCAGCAGGAGCGAGAGGAGCUGUAGCGUGGGACAUGAGUUACAUUUCUACAAUCCAAUUGGAGGGAACUCGAUCGGCCCUGGAAAAUGUCCUGAAAGCGGUUGGUGUCGAUGGCGAUGACGCGUGGGGGAAUAAAGGGACGAAGUGGAGGCAGGGAACAAGGAGCCUGCGAACGUGGGUUCAUGAGAAGGAGGGCGAUAAGGGACCGAUAGCACCAGUGACGCUUAUCUGGUGUGCGAGAUCUAAACCAGAGGAUGUUGAAAUGACCAAUGCAGAUGAGGUUCCUCGGAAGAAAAAGAAGCAACCUAGAGACAAACUCUUUAUCCGCGUUCAUCCAUCUGCAUUUCUGCAGCUAUGGAACGAACUCCUCCCUCUGUCAAAGAGGCAGAACCCUCCAGUUAUGGUUGAGGAUCUGCGGUUUGAGAUUGGAAGCAUUGAGGUUACUGGACCUGGAUCUACCGAAACACUGAUUGCAACUCUGCGACCUUUCACUGCAGAGGGACAAGAGCUGCCAACGGAUAGCCCAGAAGCUACCUGGUUGUCCCUUUUGGGAGUGACAAAUCCGUCCUCUCUUCCGGCCAAUGCGCUCUUGGCCUUCUCUAUAUCCGAUCCCCGUUUGCAUUUCCCUUUGCAGCCUAUGAAGCCUCCGUCGUCCGAAUCGAGCAUGAGUGACCUUGCCGCGUUGCUUUCUUCGUGGCCGCCAGACAGAACCCAGGGACCACCGUCACUUUUUGACCGACCUGCACGCCUGGCCGCCGUCCGUUCUCUUCCUAGCCAAAAGGCGAUUAAUCGCCGGCGGACCUUAGCUGGUCCCGGGGCACAUCCCUCUCCACAGCCCUCCGACCCGCGCAUACCUAUCAUUCUUCUUGCGACUAGACCGCAAAGCAGUUCCAAGCAUAAUAACUCUCAUGGGACUUGGACUGUUCUCUUGCCAUGGAAAUGCGUCGUUCCGCUGUGGUAUAUGCUUAUGUACUACCCGCUGUCGAGUGGUGGAAACCCGAGAUUUGGCGGUUUGAAGGAGCAGCAGCAGCUUGCCUUUGAGCGUGGAGAACCCUGGUUUCCCGGGGAUUACCCUGGCACCCAGGCUGGUUGGGAGUGGGGUAUCCGUGAGCGGGAAGAGAGGCGGAAGGAAUGGGAAAGGAGGCCUAAGGGGAGGCGGAUAGAGUUUGACAGCAUCGAUCUGGGGAAUGGUCAGAAGGGCGAGAUAGGACGUGGUUGGGCCUGUGACUGGGAGAGAUUGAUCAGAGGACCCCCUGGGGCGGAAAAGGCGGAGAAUGUCCAGGACAGCUGCAGAGCUGACCAUGGAGGCUGGGAAGCAGGCUUGCAGCCCACCCUGGGUAUUCAGCAGCUAAGCUCCGAGACUGCUUCUUCUAUCAUCAAUCACCACCUUGGGGAGCUUCUUCCGGCAAGCUUGCAGUCCUUGAUUUCCAAGCCUUCCCUUGCAACCGUUAGGAUAUCACUAUAUGGUCGUGGUACACCAACCCCGUGUGCUCGCAUUUACCGUCUUCCUACCAACAAUUACGAACUACGCCAGAAAUGGCUGUCUCUAGCAUCUUCAGCUAAGGCGCCCUCGUCAUCUUCAAAACCGCUAUCCAACACCGAUCUCAAUGCCGUCCCUGGCAAAUCGCAGAACCCGAAAGAGAAACAAAAACAAAGGAAGCAGCAGCAGCAGCAGUCUCCGAAGGAUCCCCUUGUCCAGAAAGCUGAAGCUCGCCAGCGGCUGGCCGCUUCUCUGAUUGAGUCGUCACUGUCUACUGAGGAAGACACCCACCUGCCUAUACCUCCGGAAGAAGACCUGAUCGGAUUCGUGACGACUGGCAACUACAAUCUUUCCGAAGGAAAAGGAACUGGCAUCGGUUCCAUUCUGGUCUCAAAGGUGGUGGCUUUAGAGAAAAAAACAUGUUUGAACCUAACCGUUCAACGUUAUUUCUCUUCCCUCUGGUGUCAUAUUUGUAUCAGUUGGCAUUUAUCUAGACACCUCAGGCAUCAACAGGUCGGGAAUGCUCUGAUGACUAAGCCUCGCCAGCCAUGUGAUCUGGUCCGACGGAAUUCCCGUUGGAUACCGAUCGGAUCUCUGACGACUUGCGCCCAAGUCUCUAUCUCCAGACAAGACCCAGCAGCGAUUCGGGGAACCAUCGCGAUUUGUUUUUCACCCACUUCUUGUGCACAGGGACGGUUAUACCGAGCAGCAGGAGCUGAGCCAGCAAUGGGCGCCGGCAGCUCAAAGCCCGAAGCCUCGGCCGGGUCGAAACAUGUUUUCGCUAGUGAAACCCCGGUCCAAUUCUCUACCAACCUGGUAGAAGCCCUUCAGUCUUCCGCAGAGACCGACUCAACCCGUGCCAAGGAGCUCGAGCUGCACAUCCAAGCUCGCGUUGCGGAAGAGCUCGAACGUCUCCGGCAGCGGGAGCAGCAGACUCUCGAAGAGAUCGAGAAACGUCUUGCCGCUGAAACCGGCAGCCGGCCCUCUGCUGCUGCGUCUACUGCAGCUCCGUCCCCCUCUAAGUCUGCCACUAUUCCCGGAUCUCUAAACCUCGACGCUCCUCGGAUCCCCUUUGCUGGCCGAGAGUUUGAUGCACCACCGGCCCCAGCCCCAGCCCCAGCCCCUGAGCCUGCUCAGCAGCCGCAGCAGCAAGCACCCCCUGUUGUCGAGCGGGAUCCCUCUCGCGACUCCGUGCUGAAGGAGAUCGAACGCCUCCGAAGCAAGCUCGAAUCGCGGAAGAAACUGGCGGACUUGGACGAAGGCGUGGAGCGAGCCAGAUCAGAGGUGAUCAGCUGCCUGCGGACAAAUGACCGACGGCCGCUCGACUGCUGGAAGGAGGUGGAAGACUUCAAGCGGGAGGUGGCCAGGCUUGAACGGGCCUUUGUGGACAAGGUGGUGGGAUAA
Messenger RNA from Rasamsonia emersonii CBS 393.64, 3633 nucleotides. Its product is annotated as Ribonucleases P/MRP protein subunit. The record is from RefSeq and is a predicted model, not a curated record. The transcript has 6 exons. The coding region runs from base 1 to 3633 and encodes 1210 amino acids. Gene Ontology annotation, biological process: tRNA 5'-leader removal. Gene Ontology annotation, cellular component: nucleolar ribonuclease P complex; ribonuclease MRP complex. NCBI's taxonomy places the organism in Eukaryota, Fungi, Ascomycota, Eurotiomycetes, Eurotiales, Trichocomaceae.